ACUCGACGGUCGCAAUCAAUCGUUUGUGUUAAUUCACCCCGUGUGCCAUUGAAAAGCAAAAGCGAAGCACUCAGGUUCCAACCUCUUUCCUCCCUUUUACAAUAAAUUCUAAGCAAAUUUCUUGCUACACUAGUGUGACAAAUUUCUGUUCUAAGUAGUAUCAGGAAAAAGAUACAUAAUGAGCUGGCAGGAUUAUGUUGACAAUCAGCUCCUGGCUUCCCAGUGCGUAUCGAAAGCGGCCAUCGCCGGUCAUGACGGUGGUGUAUGGGCCAAAUCAGAAGGAUUUGAAGUAUCAAAAGACGAAGUGGCGAAAAUAGUUGCAGGUUUCGACAAAACCGAACUGCUAACCUCAGGAGGAGUGACACUGGCCGGCCAGCGUUACAUCUAUCUAUCCGGAACCGACCGAGUGAUCCGGGCCAAGCUAGGAAAGACUGGAGUCCACUGUAUGAAAACACAGCAGGCUGUUAUAGUAUCAAUUUACGAAGAGCCAGUACAGCCUCAGCAAGCGGCAUCUAUAGUCGAAAAGCUUGGAGAUUAUCUUAUUACUUGUGGUUAUUAGAAGAGGUAAACUUUCAUACUGCUUUUUUAUAAUUUAAACUUUAGAAACACACUUGAAUAAAAAAAUUGAAAAAGUCGAUAAAAAUGCGAAAAAACAUGCUACAGUAUGAGCGUAUUGCUUUAGGAUUGAAAUGAACGAAGAAAACUAAAACAGUGGCAAACAUAAUGCUAAUUGUAAGAAUGAGAUCAAGAAAAGGAGAUUCUGUUUUUCUUCCUUUGCAGUCAAUAUUUUUAAGUUCCCUUGCUAGUUUUUGUUUUUCUUUUGUUUCCAUUAGAUUGAGCGAACCGUUGGAGAAUGAAAGAAAGGACAUUUGAAGCUCUGUAAACUGUUAUCGAAUUAGUGGUUUUGUUGUUCCCUUUGCGUUCUGCGAUCGUAAAUAGUAGCUAUUUGCGUUGUUUUUCCAUAUGUUCGCUUUGCAUAUUUGUUAAACUCGAAUAUAGAUCAGAAAACGGGAGGAAACAAAACAUGCAAGAAAGCUAAAAGUUGUCACGGUAUGAUUUUCUAUUUUGUUUUUCUUCUCUCUUCCUCUUUUAUUUGCAGCCCUCGGCGGCAGUGUGCGCGUAUGACUCUUGUAUUUGUGUAAAAUCGUUUCCGUAACUUAAGAAACUGUAAUUUGUAUUAGCUUUUAAAAAAAUCUUAAUGCAUCUCUCUGAAUUGGCGGUAGCAUCGAAGAACAGAAAGAAGACUUAUUGCAUUGGCUAGGGCAAUAAAUCAGAAAAGAAACAGAAGGAAUAGGACUAGAGAUCGGAACACUUCUGUAUAUAACAGGGGAACUCCUUUCAUACUCUUCGAUGGCACACGUGAUGAUAUAGAACAGUCAUAGGACACGAAUAAGCAUGAGCAAGCAUGGGUUGUAAAAGCCGAAACAAAACGGACAAGAAAAUGUGUAAAAUUCAAAGAUUUACGGUUUAAUCAAAGACCAUUUUUGGUGGCAAAAGGAAGAAAUGAAACGCAUAACUUACUCUACUAUUAUUAUCAUCAUCCGUAACUGUAUUAAUUAUUCUGAAGAAUCAGCUGAUGUGAAGUAUGCAACAGAUUUCGAUCAUUGAUUUGCUAAAGCGAAAAAAAAAUCAUUUUCUUUGUCGGACAGCAUAAAAAGCAUAAUAUGAGAUAAACAAGCAAAGUACUAUGAUAAGGAUAAUACAAUGAUAAUAAAACAGAAAAGGAUAACAGCGAAAUCAUAAAGGAAAACAAUGUGUGUGAUUUACUACUAGUUUAACAAUAAGGGAAAAACAAGUGAAAAAUGAAAGAGUUUUAUGUCUCUUUAGUUUUUUAUAAAUUAAUGUAGAUGUUUUGUGGUUAUAAUUUAUUCUUACUUUAUAAUCGAAAGAAACGUGCUGAUGGUUUGUAAUUUUUUUUCUGCAUUUCUUCCAUAAAUCAAGCAUCCCUAUUUCGUUGUUUUCUGUCUACUUAUUGAGCUAUUUUUCAUGAAUGUCCUUUCUAUAAAAGAAAGAAAUAAAGAAACAAAGCCGAA
Messenger RNA from Sabethes cyaneus, 2033 nucleotides. RefSeq names its product profilin (gene chic). Gene Ontology annotation, cellular component: cell cortex. Lineage: Eukaryota; Metazoa; Arthropoda; Insecta; Diptera; Culicidae. The coding region runs from base 179 to 559 and encodes 126 amino acids. The record is from RefSeq and is a predicted model, not a curated record. The transcript is spliced from 4 exons. Gene Ontology annotation, molecular function: actin monomer binding.